AUUGUUUUUUUCUCAUUUUUUCUACACAGAUCUGGCCAUUUAUGUUGAGGCUUUCCAAGAACAAAUACGAAUAUACAAUUUUGUGUUUUCUUCUCCACACCUUACCCGCGUUUAUUAUCGAUUCCUUAGCCAAACUAACGGGAAGAAAGCCACAAUUAUUGGACGGUUACAAGAAAAUGCACAAAUUCUCCGAAGUCAUAGCCUACUUCGCCCUACAGUCGUGGACGUUCCACGACAACAACACGAAGUCGCUGAUAAAAAAGCUGUCCAAACUGGACAGGCCCCUAUUUAGGUUCGACGUUACCAAAUUAGACUGGAACGAGUAUUUCAAAAAACACGUGGUGGGCAUUCGACUGUACAUCUUAAAAGAUCCAAUGGACACGGUGCCGGAAGCGUUAAGACGAAAUACAAAAUUGUACAUGAUUCACUACACGUUAAUGUCGUUUUUGGUGGCAAUAUUGAUGUUAGUAGUUUAUGGACUGUUUCUACUAUUCGUCUAGGUAAUUCAAAUCUCUGUUUUGUCCUAAAUGGUAAUUAUAAUAAUUGUAUAUAACAAACAAAAUACAUUAACUGUAAUAAUAUGUACCUAUGUUGGUACAGUUAUCGUCUAAUUAUCGUGAAUUUUGUUUUGUAUUUUAUUACGAUGUAUUUUACUUUUACUCAAAUUUGUAUAAUUUUAUGAACAUUUUUAUACUAGAAUUUAUUUCAAAUUUAAUAACUUCAUUUUUUCAAUAUCUAUAGGUACUGUUAUUAUCAUGAAUUGUGCAUAUUCGCUCUUGUAUGCACGCACGUAUCCUAUAUUAUAAUAUUAUAUAGGUAUAAUGUCUCUGAAUUAUUGUAAGUGCAAUUAAUAAUAUUAUUACUGUCAAUAUUGAAUUAUUACAUGGAUAUAAAAUGCUUAAAUUUUAAAACGUAGGCAGUUUAUAUUAUGUCAUUGAUUUUAAGAUUAUUGUGUGUAAUUUAAAAGACUUUUAGUUAUUAUGUACCUAAAUUAUGAUAUUUAAUAUAUUAUUUGGUGAAGUAAACUAUUUUUUAACCGUA
This is a messenger RNA of Acyrthosiphon pisum (pea aphid), 1041 nucleotides long. RefSeq names its product fatty acyl-CoA reductase wat. Gene Ontology annotation, cellular component: peroxisome. Gene Ontology annotation, molecular function: alcohol-forming very long-chain fatty acyl-CoA reductase (NADP+) activity. Bases 42 to 500 code for a protein of 152 amino acids. Lineage: Eukaryota; Metazoa; Arthropoda; Insecta; Hemiptera; Aphididae. The record is from RefSeq and is a predicted model, not a curated record. The transcript is spliced from 3 exons. Gene Ontology annotation, biological process: long-chain fatty-acyl-CoA metabolic process.